Leptosia nina is the source of this 1467-nucleotide messenger RNA. Lineage: Eukaryota; Metazoa; Arthropoda; Insecta; Lepidoptera; Pieridae. The record is from the annotation of a GenBank genome assembly.
AUGAACCCAAUAAGCCAAAUUGUUCGUGCAACACGACCAAUUUAUCGCACCCUCUCCACAUCAGUAACAUGCUCAGCGCAGGCCAAACCUAUCCCAACGACUGGCUUGUGCUUUGAGCUUACAGACGAGCAGAAAGCUCUGCAGGAGCUAGCGAGGAAAUUUACGAAGGAGGAGAUUAUCCCCGUCGCAGCGCAGUACGACAAAAGUGGGGAAUACCCUUGGCCCAUUGUUAAGAAAGCAUGGGAGCUCGGUUUAAUGAACGGACAUAUCCCGGAGCACUGCGGGGGUGUAGGAGAUAUGGGUGUUUUUGAAGAGUGUAUCAUCGGUGAGGAGUUUUCAUUCGGUUGUUCUGGGAUUGGCACGGCUGUCGGCGGGACAAACUUAGGAAAUGUACUUACGUCAUCUAAAUAUCAUUUCGAGCGGUCGAGAGCUUUCGAGAUAUCUCGAUUCAUUGGAAUAUACCCCGUAACUUCCACAGGUGGUAUGGACAUGGGAGUUUUUGAAGGAUGCUUGAUUGGGGAGGAGUUUGCGUUCGGUUGUACUGGCAUAGCGACAGCAUUAGAAGCCAGUGGUCUUGGUCAAACACCAGUCAUUAUUGCUGGUAACAAGGAACAGCAAAAGAAGUACUUGGGUAGGCUGAUAGACGAGCCCAUUGUAGCCGCAUACUGUGUCACUGAACCCGGGGCAGGAUCAGAUGUCGCAGGUGUUAAGACCAAGGCUGAAAAGAAAGGUGACGAAUGGAUCAUCAAUGGACAGAAGAUGUGGAUCACCAACGGAGGCGUGGCCAAUUGGUACUUCGUGCUGGCGAGGACCAACCCAGACCCAAAAUGCCCACCCGGAAAAGCCUUCACUGGUUUUAUUGUGGAGAAAGAUUGGCCCGGAGUAAACCCGGGACGUAAGGAACUGAACAUGGGACAACGUGCAUCAGACACUCGCGGGAUAACCUUUGAAGAUGUUCGCGUACCUAAAGAGAAUGUAUUGCUUGGCGAAGGGGACGGCUUCAAAAUUGCGAUGGGUGCCUUCGAUAAGACUCGCCCGCCGGUCGCAUGCGGUGCUACGGGUCUUGCAGCCCGAGCUCUCUACGAGGCCACCAAGUACUCCCUGGAGAGGAAGACCUUCGGUGUCCCAAUCGCGAGUCACCAGGCUGUGGCUUUCAUGUUAGCUGACAUGGCUAUCGGUGUUGAAACCGCCAGAUUGGCCUGGCAAAGAGCGGCGUGGAUGGUGGACCAUGGCCAAAGAAACACUAUGAUGGCCUCAGUAGCUAAGUGCUUCGCGUCCGAGAUCGCGAACAAGGCAGCGGCUGAUGCGGUCCAAAUAUUCGGCGGGAACGGUUUCAACACUGAGUACCCGGUUGAGAAGUUGAUGCGCGACGCUAAAAUCUACCAAAUCUACGAAGGCACCUCCCAAAUCCAACGGCUCAUCAUUUCCAGGGAGCUACUUACCGCUGCUAAACAAUCAAACGCCUAA